This is a messenger RNA of Pocillopora meandrina, 5411 nucleotides long. The record is from the annotation of a GenBank genome assembly. NCBI's taxonomy places the organism in Eukaryota, Metazoa, Cnidaria, Anthozoa, Scleractinia, Pocilloporidae.
CAACACAAAUCAAAUGGCGGAAGCCUCCAGCCUUCCUGAGGAAAUAUGGUUUCACAUAAUUGUGUACCUUGUACAUAUUCAGGAUAUUCUUAAUUUAGGAUGUAUAUUCAAAUCAAAAUGGAUAUUCUUAAUUUUAGGAUGACGGGAACGUCAUUUCAGAACGUAGAAGACUGUUGGUCGCGUUGUGUUGAAAAGUAACAAAUCAAAAUGUUGGAUCAUGGAAAACCACUCGAAGGACAACGUUUUUGAGGGUGUAACAAAGAGGAUAGUUUACAAUUUUUUCUAUGAUUUGUAUCGCUGUCAUUUCGUUUCGUGCUUCUAGAUUUUAGCACUACUCGUUUUUCUUCAUAAUUUUGUAAAGUAUAAUUUGGAAUUUAAAUCGUCGCGGUUUUUUCCCUUGUUUACUGAAUAUUCUUCCCAAUCAUGACGGUACACCUCUUUUGAGCACCACCCUCUUAGAGUUGCAAUGCAUUUUGAACGGAGUUAUCAGAAGUUAUGACGAAAACAUUUAGAGAUCAAGCGACCCAACGAUGGAGUUGUUUACAAUGAGUUCCCGUUCAACUAUGAACAAAUGAAAUGCACUCAAACUAGUCACCAACGAAACGGUUAGACUGAGGAUUCAGACUUCGUUCCUGUUUUAUUUUUGUUUUUGUUUAAUUUGAUUUUUUUUAAUGAAUAAAGUCGUUCAAGACCGAAUCAAAUUAAUAGAUUUAGAAAGCCGUGCCGAAAUCAAGUUGAUUGUUAUUUUCUUUCGUAGAUGACUUUCUUGUCUUAGUUUUCACCGGCGCUGAUCAAAAACUAAAGACAUAAAAAAGUGCAAAACCCGAGCUAUUCUCAAAUUUUUUUAUCUCUGACUUCAAUUCGCAGAACAGUUUUUAGUCACGGUUAAAAUGACAAUGACAACAAAUAACACUGAAUAAUAUAGCAGGUAACCUUCGUGUUGUUUCAUUUUGAUAAACUUCAACAUGAAGCAAGCUUAAUUUAUUGAUGACAUGAUUCACGAUAAAAUUAACAGCAACCAUUCUUGGAGUUUUCAUACAUGGUUUAAGAAAUGUAUCAAAGAAAAGCCCUUACUUUGCUUAAAGCCACGCUCAAUUACAAAAGGUAACUGAGUCCUAAAAUCUUAGAUCGCUUGCUGACGAUCGUGUUUCCUUUCGGGAAUCCAGAAUAAAUGUAGCGGUAAACUUCCACAAAUUCACCGAAUAAAAUAAAGAAAGUAACCUGGUUAUAUUGGAAAUGAGUUCUGAAAUCAUUCCAAACAGCAUCAUCUCGUUUAUGAGUACACAAUGAACGCAAAUACUUGGCGUUUUGAUCACGACGGGAAAACCAGCGAAAUGACGUCCUGAACUUGAUGGGGAGAACGGCAACGCUAACACCGGAAGUCGAAAUAGAGUCGUGUCCAGAUUAUCCGCGCGCUUUCCCGUUCUGAAAUGACGUUCCCGUCCUCUUGCUAAACCACUCUAAUGAUCACUUGCUACAACUUCAUCUUAACACACGCUAUGACGAAGUCGCCACUUCGAACGAGCUGAACGAGGAAAGCGCAAACUUUGAUGUGAAGCCAGGAUUCUGGAAGAAGUUGUAUCUUAGAGCCAGUCAUGCUCUCUCAUUUAAAAACAGGAGAAGGGGAUGGUUUUCCAGUGUCGAAGGGGAAAGACUGUGCGCGGAAUUUGUAACCAAUCCGAGAGGACCUGAAAAUAGACGUGCGAUAAAUGGAAUUCGAUUUGACGACCGAGCACCGAAAAAGCAAAGCAUAGAACUAUGGGUGAAACUUAACACGAAGAAACCAGAUGGGAUAAUUAUUGGAUGCCAGAGUGAAUCAGUGAGGUAGCGAUCUGCUUUGUUUUGUACGUGCUAAACUUCACAACAUGUACAUACAGGGAGCUUGCGAAAACCACGGCAACGACGCAAAGGAGAGUGUCUUGAAACGAAAGAAGUAUAAGAAUGAACACACUUGCGUAUAAAUUUUAGUAGAUUUUUGUCCAUCAUCAGCAAACAGUAAUUUGAUUUUACCAACGAAGAACGUAGACGGCAAGGGCAAAUUUCGUAAGAAAUUAAUGGAUGAGGUUGAGCAUGAUAUCAUGAAUUAUCAAAACCGGUUUGAUAAUUCAUGAAAACGAAAAACCGAAAUUCAGUAAUUGUUUUGAUAUACAUUCUAUAAACAAUCUGCUAAAGAAGACGCUUCUCUCUCAGUUUGCCAAAGUUUGAGAGCACUACACGGACGAGGGGCUUGGAAACUAGGCAGACUUUGAACUCGUCAUGAUAAGUGCAUUAGGGCUCCACUUUACAGUAUGGGGCUCCUUACUAACCGAGUUUUACUUGUGAUACUUACAAAUUUUGAUCUGGUUUAUUCUAUUACUUUUGAUGUUAAUGUUUAAAAUCAGUAUUUUUCCAGCAAGUCUUCACUUGUACCAUAUCAUGUCAAAACACAAGAAGCAUCUUAUUAAUCUUACCUUAAAAUUUAACAUAUCAAGCUUCUCAAGUCAAUGUUAAACCUUGCAGAUAAAGUUAAACCUAGCUACUUUAAUUAUUAUGUAAUAUAAUUAACUAAGACGUAUGACAAACAGCCUUGGAAGAAAAAUUUCCUGGAAUAUAUGUCUGUGGAUCUAAUUUGUUCAGAAAAACAAACAGUUUUUCAAGAGCAAAGCUCAAGGGAAACAGACAGCUUAGAGAAUCAGAAAUCGUCAAAGAGAAGAAGCAAAUUAUUUCUUAUUCCCCUAAUCCCCCAUUGCUAUUAGGAUAAGCUAAUGAGCAGCUAUGUAAGGUAGUCUCACAAACAUACUUUACCUCAUCCACAGGUUAAUUAAUCUACAAAGGCAAGUUAAAAAGAGCACUUUAAUUUAUAUGUUUUCUUAUUGAUUUUUCUAUUUGUGUUCGUCUUAUUCAGGACAAGCAGGUGGCCUCAAUAUCACUGGCAGAUACUUCAUGUAGGUCCAGAUGGUCACAUUAGAGGUUCCCUAGAACCCUACAAGUACAUGAAAGGACCUUGCAUAAACAAUGGAAAGUGGCACCACAUUGCACUGGCUGCAUCUUCAGACUGGCAGUGCAUGUUUGUAAAUGGACGCAAGGUUUGCUCAAUAAAUUUUGGAAUUGGACAUGAACUUCACAGGUGCAGCUUUAAUCCUUUUUUUUUCAUAUAAACUGUGGUAGAUGUGGAGGCAAAGUGGUUUGUUGGAAGGGUGGAUAACACUAUCCACUGGAUAAGUUGGAUUGCGUUAUCUGCCCUUUGAAUGACUGAUUCCAGAUCAUUAAAGCUUGCCCUAACCACUGGCCAAGUUUGGCAAGAGCAGUCUCUCCUUUGGGGUGAAAUUGUCUCAACAGUAAAAAAAAAGUAGUGAAAAAAAAUUUUAGUAAGCAAGCCAUAGUAAACUCAGACUUCUGAGCAGUCCUGCUUCUAACACCACCUCUUCCCACCCAGGAGUGGAAUUAGUAGUGGCAAACAUUUAGGAAAACCUGUUAUAAAGCUGGUGGUUUUCCUAAAAGGGAUUACAACAGUGUCAAGAAGAAGUAGUAAUACUUAAAGUCAGUAAAGGCCAAGGUCAAUAUGAGAGAAAAUUGCUAUGCUAAAAUUUAAAAUAGAUUCACAAAACUUGGUUUUUUAUAAAAGGAAAUUUGCAAAAUAAUCACACUAACACUAAAAUCCAGGGUAGUAAGCAAUCUGGUUGUCACAGGAGUGUAACACAACAUACAUACUUUAUUUAAACACAGGGUGUGAACUCUUUACAGUACUAGGGUUCCACUGAAACAGCUGAUUUAAACACAUCAAAAAAUAAAAUACAAACUAGAAAUGUAAAAUGCUAGGCAACAUCAAUAGAAUAUAUAAUUGAAACUAUUAAAAUGCAAGAUUCAAUGAACAAACUAUUUGCCCUGUUACCAAAAGCCUCUUACUACUCUGUGGUUUAGCAUGUUAACUUCUAAAGAAACAUUAAUGGGCUUAACUCCGUAAUUUAUAGAAGGUAGAAUUUCUUUCCUUUAGAAUGAUUUCCUGUGUUUCUCUUAAAGGGAAAAUCCUCAGUCACUUUCAUUGUUGAAAAAUUUCCAAUUCAAUUUAGACAUAUACAAUGUUGAAAUGUAUUAGUUGAUGGACAAACUGCAACUCAGUUGGAGAGAGCUUGUCAAUACUUGAUUCCAUAGCUGAUUCUGCUCCAAUAUGUUAUGUUUAUACCCAUUGUCUUUCAGACAUUACAUGAAAUAUAGUCAGAUUGGUAAUGGUGUUAUCAGUCAUGGAGUGUGCACACCUUGGAGUGAUGAUGCCAUGCCUCGAGGCCAUUGUGGAUGGUAUCCUUUCAAUGGUUUGGUAAGAUCUACUGAAUAAGUUUCAUUCUUGAAAUAUUUUUUCUAAGGGCAUGAACACAAGUAGACAACUUUGUAUUUCAAUUUAGCCUCGUUGUAAACCAGGGGUGGGUACUUGUGUAUUGGGUGAGUAUGUGCUCUAGGGGUCUCUAGAUGGAAGUUGCUACAUGGAGAUGAUAAGAACUAAGGAAAAAGAAAACAAAAUGGCCCUCUGAAGCAUGCAAGAGUAUGAGUGCCCAAGAGGAUGCUGCAGACUGUAGACCUUAAUCUUUGAGGAAAGUAAAGCAAAACUAAAGCAAUCCUGAAUUUCUUUUUAUGCUUGUGUUUUGUAAUUUCUAUCUACCAAGGUAAGAGAGGUCCGCAUCUGGUCUUGCAUGCUGUCAGAAUCUACAGUGCGUCGAAACAUGCAUGUACAACGAAUUGACCUGGCUCAGUCAACAUCACAUGGCCACGACAGCAAUGCUCUGAUUGGCUACUGGCCUAUGAACAGACUUAUGUCUGGCCCAUGGCCAUGGCAAGGAUCUCUAGUAUCUUGUACAUCCCACUUGGAACCACACAGGGAGAAGCAUGUACAGCUAUGUAUUGUAUGUGCCAGUUUAGUAUGACACUGGCCUCACUCAAAAUGAUUAAAUCAAUCAGUGAAUUUAUCUUUAUUCACUUUGCCAUAUUGAUACAGUAUGGUGAAACGUUGUUGUAAUAUAUUCAGAAAGUGUGUUAUUGUAUAUUAAGAAAUUGAGUAGUGGUAAGGAAAUUAUUUCUUAUCUUUAUGCUCCAUCUACAUCAGUUUUAGUUAAAACUUGUAGCAUUUCGUAUACUUCAAGUGACCGUGAUCAGGUUAUACUAGAUUCUAGUAAAGACUCCAUGUAACCUGCUUGUCACCAGAAAGAACACUUUUACUGGUUCAUUUGGGAUCAGUAGCAGGCAAGGCCUUCUCAUAGGCAGCAUACGAUUCAUUCAAAUAGAAUUCAUUGAUGUGUGCAAGUCAAGGAAGUGACUUGAUGUCUUUGUUCAAUCUGAAUAUCAUGUCUUAUAGAUAUAUAGUGAAUGUGCAUUUAGGGCAGAGUCAUCAUAACAACUUUUAACAGAAUAAAUUGCACUAAUAAUUUCACACUCAAAUGCAC